Penicillium maclennaniae is the source of this 1677-nucleotide messenger RNA. RefSeq names its product cyclin family protein. Gene Ontology annotation, cellular component: nucleus; cytoplasm; centrosome. Lineage: Eukaryota; Fungi; Ascomycota; Eurotiomycetes; Eurotiales; Aspergillaceae. Gene Ontology annotation, biological process: mitotic cell cycle phase transition; regulation of cyclin-dependent protein serine/threonine kinase activity. The record is from RefSeq and is a predicted model, not a curated record. The transcript has 4 exons. Bases 1 to 1677 code for a protein of 558 amino acids. Gene Ontology annotation, molecular function: cyclin-dependent protein serine/threonine kinase regulator activity.
AUGGAUGCGAAGCCACAGCGUAUUCGUGUCCGCGGGGAUGAAAACAUGCCGCCCACCACCUUCCAGGCUGGCAAGACCAUUCACCAGCGCAAUAAGUCCACCCCGGCGUUGAGCGCCAUGGCCUUGAGUGUGAAGAAUGGUGCUCGUCGCGCGUUUGGUGACGUGAGUAACACCAAGGAUAUGACCCGUGCUAGCCGUGAUGACUCGGCUCUCGGAAAACCUGCCGCGAAGCAGGAUGUCAAGCCGGUCCUCUCCCAGCCUGCCCAACGGCCAAUGUCAAUGUCAGGUCUGAAAGGUGUUCUGAAUACUGUCACUGCAAAGCCGUCCAAUCCUGCUGGAAAGGCGCAGCCGACUGUGAAGAAUAAUAAUAAGCGCAACAAUGUCAUAUUCCGGGAUCAACUCGAACCUGUCGUCGAAAAACCAAUGACCAAAGAAACUGCCCCCGUCAAAGAAUCAUCCAAGGAAAACACCCACGAAGAAUGGAGACGCGAUCCCGCACGGACCGAAAGUGCCCCAACACAAAUCGACGCUGAUAAAGUUGCAUGGAUGGAGGAACAGAACCUCAAGGAGGAAGCCGCGCGUGAGGUAUAUAUCGACCAUGGCCGUACCUCUCCAGUCUACUCAGAUGCCACCAUCUCCGAUACAGAAGAGGCCAAGGAAGACCUGAAGGAUGAGGUCAAGAUUGAUCUGAAGCACGUUGCUGAAGUCACCCCGGAGCUUGAAGCUGAAGCAGAGGAGUGGGAGGAUGCAGAGGAAGACCACGCACCUGCUUUCCACUCGCGCACCGAGAACACUACUGGCGGCACGACCACCAUUAUUUACCCUAAGAUCACGGCAAUCACCAAGCGUGAGAUGCUGCGCGCAAAAGAGAUGGUCGAAUCCACUCGCACUGAGGAAGAUAUCCUGGAAGACUUCUAUGACUCCAGUAUGGUUGCGGAGUACAGCAGCGAGAUCUUUCUCCACUUGCGGACUAAGGAAAUUUCCAUGCUUCCCGCUGCUGACUACAUGACGAAUCAGGCCGAAAUCCAGUGGAGUAUGCGCUCCGUCCUCAUGGACUGGCUAGUCCAGGUGCACUUCCGCUUUGCCUUGCUGCCCGAGACUCUGUUCCUUUGUGUGAACUAUAUCGACCGCUUCCUCUCCCGCAAAAUUGUAUCUCUUGGAAAGCUGCAGCUGGUCGGUGCCACUGCCAUCUUCAUCGCCGCCAAGUAUGAAGAGAUCACUGCCCCCUCUGUCCAGGAGAUCGUCUAUAUGGUCGACGGUGGCUACACUGUCGACGAAAUCCUGAAGGCUGAGCGCUUCAUGCUUACUAUUCUCAACUUCGACCUUGGCUGGCCCGGUCCCAUGAGCUUCCUUCGUCGUAUUAGCAAGGCCGACGACUACGACCUUGAGACCCGUACUGUCGCCAAGUACUUCCUGGAGCUCACCAUCAUGGAUGAGCGUUUCGUUUCUACGCCUCCCAGCUUUGCCUCUGCCGGGGCUCACUGCCUGGCUCGACAAGUCUUGGGCAAGGGAUACUGGACACCCGCACACGCAUUUUACAGUGGUUACCUCUACGAGCAGCUUCUUCCCGUGAUGACUACCAUGAUGGAGUGUUGCGAAGACCCUCAGCGUCACCACCAGGCAAUUUUCGAAAAGUACUCUGAUCGCCGCUUCAAGCGUGCUUUCUCUCUACGUUGA